Molecule: messenger RNA, 1517 nt
Organism: Olea europaea var. sylvestris
Lineage: Eukaryota; Viridiplantae; Streptophyta; Magnoliopsida; Lamiales; Oleaceae
Product: probable trehalose-phosphate phosphatase J
Exons: 10
Coding region: 170-1270 (366 amino acids)
Biological process (GO): trehalose biosynthetic process
Molecular function (GO): trehalose-phosphatase activity
Source: RefSeq, a predicted model, not a curated record
AAAUCGUGCGUUCAAUUAGUCAUUUAGUGCGUGUCUUUUCCAACUAUCUUUCUCUUCAUAAACUAGACCAGACCCCACCCACCUCAUAUCCUCCUCUGUUCUUCACAACUUCAUUGCCAAUAGGCAAUAGACUUCCAAGUCUUUUCCAGAUUGCAGAAAAAAAAGUGAAAUGACCAACCAAAAAUUGGUGAUUUCUGAUGCAAAAUCAGACCUUAAAAUGGCAAUUGCAGUUGCUAUGUCUGAAUCCAAUCUAUACUCACCCGCCAUGCCGAAGCCACUGGUCGCAACAACUGGCUACUUUUUAAUAAAGAAGAUUAUAAAGUUUGAAACUAAUGGAAGAGAAACCAGGAAUAACGCCUUUAUUGAUUCAAUGCGGGCUUCUUCGCCAACUCGUCGAGCCACUGAAACUGAAGAUAAAAACACCUGGAUUAUUCGUCAUCCAUCGGCUUUAAACAUGUUCGAGGCUAUCAUGAAUGCUUCAAAGGGAAAGGACAUAGUGGUGUUUCUUGAUUAUGAUGGUACAUUAUCACCCAUUGUUGAGGAUCCUGAUCGAGCUUUCAUGACUAAUGAGAUGAGAGAAGCAGUGAGAGACGUUGCCAAAUUUUUCCCCACAGCCAUUGUUAGUGGAAGGUGCAGAGCCAAAGUGUAUAAUUUUGUGAAAUUAUCAGAGCUUUAUUAUGCAGGGAGUCAUGGAAUGGACAUCUUGGGACCAACAAAAGGACACAAAAAACAAAGAAAAGGAAAUCAAUCUGUCUUCUGCCAGCCUGCCAGAGAAUUUUUGCCAAUGAUUGAUGAGGUAAAUAAAAUUUUGUUGGAGAAAAUCAAAUUCGUCCCAGGUGCAAAAGUUGAAAACAACAAGUUUUGUCUAUCCGUACACUUCCGUUGCGUAGAUGAGAAGAUUUGGGGCGAACUAGCAGAGCAAGUUAAAGAAGUGAUUAAGGACUAUCCAAAGCUCAGAUUGAGCCAAGGAAGGAAGGUAUUGGAGAUUCGUCCCGCCAUUAAAUGGGACAAGGGAAAUGCACUUGAAUUCUUGUUAGAGUCAUUAGGUUACGACAAAUCAGACAAUGUCUUACCAAUUUAUAUUGGCGAUGAUCGCACCGAUGAAGAUGCAUUCAAAGUUUUGCGCAAGAGAGGACAAGGUUUUGGAAUUCUAGUUUCUAAAUCUCCUAAAGAAACAAAUGCCUCGUAUUCAUUGCAAGAACCAUCCGAGGUCAUGUACUUCCUCAAACGCUUAGCGGAAUGGAAAAAAUCAUCCCUACUAGGGCAUUAGGACGAGCGCCUCCCUACCAACAUAGAGGAAACAAUCGACUCCUACCCUCAAAGUUUUAUUAGGGAUAUGGGUGAUGUUGAAUUUAUGUACCUAAUUUGUUUAAUUAUAACGAUCCAAAGGGAACUCUAUUUUUUUUUUUUUUUUGCUUUUUAUAAAAUGUAAGACCUUUACGUUUGUAGAAUAAACAGUUUUCUCUCAUCUUUAUUCAUGUCGUUAUCUUUGAAUAAACGUAUGCCCUUUUCAUCAA